Molecule: messenger RNA, 972 nt
Organism: Melitaea cinxia (Glanville fritillary)
Lineage: Eukaryota; Metazoa; Arthropoda; Insecta; Lepidoptera; Nymphalidae
Gene: GSTo1
Product: pyrimidodiazepine synthase-like
Exons: 5
Coding region: 96-860 (254 amino acids)
Biological process (GO): glutathione metabolic process
Cellular component (GO): cytoplasm
Molecular function (GO): glutathione transferase activity; glutathione dehydrogenase (ascorbate) activity
Source: RefSeq, a predicted model, not a curated record
AGUUAUAGCUACAAUACCUAUAUACUAAUCUGUGGCAGUUGCUGUUGCUGUUCGUUUAAUUUUCCCAAAGUAUUUGCAUAUUACUAAAUAGAAUAAUGUCAGAAAAACAUUUGCAAACAGGUGAUGACCUUCCAGCAUAUUCCGGAAAAUUACGGUUGUUUGCUAUGAGAUUCUGUCCUUAUGCUGAAAGAAGUGUACUCGUGCUAAAUGCUAAAAAAAUUGAAUAUGAUUUAGUUUUCAUCAACUUGGACCACAAGCCUGAAUGGAUCUUUAAUUUCAGUCCAAGAGGUGCUGUUCCUGCUUUGGAAUAUGAGGCAGGAAAAGGCAUAUUUGAUAGCACUAUAAUAAAUGUGUACCUUGACGAGAAAUAUCCUAAUGUACCAUUACAGUCAUCAGACCCACUGAGACGGGCUGAAGAUAAAAUGCUUGUGGAACAGUUUGCCUCUGCUCAGUCUGCAUACUAUACUGCUGCUUUCAAUACUCAAGCACUCCAACCCAACAUGGUGGAAAAUUAUCAUAAAGGACUAGAAUUAUUGCAAAAAGAAAUUAAAACUCGUGGAACUAAAUUUUUACAUGGUGAUGAACCAGGGCUAGUUGACUAUACUAUCUGGCCAUUCUUGGAACGAUUUGAAGCUCUUCCUCUGCUCGGCCAGGCUGACUUUGCCAUUGAUAAGUCCAAAUAUGAAGUUUUGACUAACUACAUGGUGGCAAUGAGAAAUGUACCAGCUGUCAAGGCAUAUGCUUUAGCUCCGGAUACUCAUGCCAAAUUUACUGAAUCUAGGAAUAAGGGGGAUGCUAACUACAACAUGUUAGAUUCUAGUGCAGUUUGUUGCAUGCGCCCAAGGAAGAAGAAGGAAUAAGACGAGAACUACUCAACAAAUUCACUUUGUAUCCCAACUUAAUCCUCAAAACAAAAUACUUGUCAAAUUUGAUUUUUGGAAAAAGAUUUGAAAAUAAAAGUGCAAUAUUAUA